Molecule: messenger RNA, 1485 nt
Organism: Rhododendron vialii
Lineage: Eukaryota; Viridiplantae; Streptophyta; Magnoliopsida; Ericales; Ericaceae
Exons: 5
Coding region: 1-1485 (494 amino acids)
Source: RefSeq, a predicted model, not a curated record
AUGGGAGAGGUAAGAUUGGAGAUAUUAAGUGUUGAGAAAGAGCGGGCAAGGAGAGAUCUACAUUCAAACAGUAAAAAACCAACAGAAGCAUCAGAUUCACAACAAUAUGACUCGAACUUAGAUACACCCGGUGUGAUCAAAACCCCAACAGCACAAGCACAUGUGUACGAGUUGAGGCAAAGAAGGGGUACGCAUCAAGGCACACCAGUUGAAGCUCAAGCAAACCAACCCAAGUUAGUUCCAUCCGUUACCAUCAAAAUCCCAAAAAAGUCUAGAGCAAAAGGAGCAACACAAACUCAGUAUGAACUUAGAGCAAGAUUAGAAAAACAAUUAGGAACAAAUAUCGAAGAAGAAGGAUUGAUAAGCCGGUCACAACCGAUGAAAAAAAGGUCAAGAAAUGUGGCUGAAAAAGAGAGCACACAACAACGAGUAAGCUUGAAUAGGUCCAACUUGCAGGGUAUGAUUAGAUUGAUUGGAGAUACUGAAUUCAGUCCCAAACAUAUAGCUUGCUUCAAAAAAACACCUUUUUGGUUAUUAAUUGAAGCAAUUGUGAGCAAGAAAUUGGUAAGUAAUCAUUGCAGAAAGUUUGAUGAAGUUGUUGUGAAAGUUAUAAAGUCCUAUGAUGAACGUACAAAAAUUUUUCGAUUGGGUGACAAGAAAAUGAAGCUCAAGGAUAAUCAUGUGAAGUUGAUUUUGGGAAUAUGCUGUGGAAAUGAAGAGAUGGUAGAAACAACCAUCAGCAAAGGAGACACUGCAUUAGCUAAGAGGUUGUGCAUCAAAGAACCAAGGUUAACAACUACAACAAUGAAGGAAAAGAUAAAAGAACUAAAGAGUAGCAACAAGCCAGAAGAUAUUGAAGACAUUGUCAGAUUGUUCUGUCUUUUCCUUUGUGUCACAUUGCUCUUUUCGACAAGUGGAACAACGGUGAAUUGGUCGUUUGUUUAUUACAUGGAAGACCUAGCAAAGGUAAAACAGUACAAUUGGGCUGGAGCUAUUACAGAUUAUUUGAUGAAGUCCAUUCACAAAAAUCAUAAGGAGGUCAAUGAAUUGCAUGGAUGUUCUUUGCUUUUAAUGUUUUGGCUUUUUGAGCAGACUAAAGUUCUACAACAAAUGAAUGCAGAUGCAGUUCCAAGAUUACUUAAAUGGAACAUUUCAGAGCUUCGGGACGUACUUAGGGAUUUUGAUCAAUUGAACCAACUUUCGGCUGAUCAAGUAAGUGAUACCAAGUUACGAGAAACAGAUAAAGAACAAAAGAUCUACAGCGAUCUUGGAAGUGAACAAGAAUGUGGAGAAAUAGAACCUCUUGAACUGGAGGUUGAAAAAGUAAGAAUGAGUGUUGAUGGUGAAUCUCCUCAACAAGCUAAAGGUUCUAGAGAAGCAAGGGUUGAAAAAGGGGCAGAUGAAGAAAAUGGACAAGGGUUAGAUGAUUUUAACACUCCCUCCAACCCGUCAUUGGAAGUUGAUUCGCCAAGGAGAAAGCACUAG